AUGUUUCCCUGUCGCUCCACCAUCCUCUUCCCUCACUUCGAAGAGUUAAUCUUAGGCCCCGCGACAGAGAGCAUCACGGCUCGCCUACUGAAAAAGCCGGCUGUCUACAUAGCGCAUUACGUGAUUGAACAUGGAAGCACCGGUUUUGAGGAAGAAGAUUGGGUUCUUAAGGAGACAGAGAAGCCUGAUGGGUUAAUACCGCUCAGUGAGGAGUCUCUUGCAAAGAAAGAAGCUUUCAUACAGAGUCUCAAGGCAAUGGCUGUGGAACUGAAUGAAGUAAGGAAGGAGGUGGAUGCGAUUACUUGGAACUUGAACCACCUGAGUGACAAAAUGGGCAAGAGUCAGAACAAGAUCAAGGCUUUGGAUGUGGAAAUGGCACAUGUUCUUCACAAGAGAGACAGAUCUUAUGAAAGGAUCAAGAUGCUGAGGAUAAGACGAGACAAAGGGAGCCUUGCUGUGAUGAGGAAAGCUAAAGAUUUGGCUGCGUCUGGAAACGUUAGAGAACUUGAAGUGUUUGCUAGCUCUGAGGUGAAGAGGACCUCGCAGUCACUCCAAGAAAGACAGCUGAGCCGAGAUGGGAGGGUGAAAAGCAAGCGCAUGUCAAGACUAGAAAGGAAGGUGUGGCGUUACAGAGCAAGAACAGAGGUGAUCAAGCUCAAACUCGUCUCAGAAUGGAGAAGGCAUCGUCAGAAAGAAAGGUGCAACAGGUCGAGUGCUGAGGAGAGUGAUGUUGUAGAUUUGGUGUACGAGAACCCCAAAAAGGAAGAACAAGAAGAAGAAGAGGUUGAUGAAGAGACUUUCAAGGAGAGGAAAAGAGAAGAGCAAGCAGAGAAAGCUCGGUUACCUAUGGAAAGGAAGAGGAAGCUACAAAAGAAAGCUGCUGCUAAAGCUGCUAUCAGAGCUCAGAAGGAAGCUGAAAAGAAACUCAAGGAGUGUGAGAAGAAAGCGAAGAAGAAAGCUGCUGCCUCUCCUCUCUUCAGAAUCAGACCAAUCACGAGAAGCAAUUAG
Molecule: messenger RNA, 1008 nt
Organism: Microthlaspi erraticum
Lineage: Eukaryota; Viridiplantae; Streptophyta; Magnoliopsida; Brassicales; Brassicaceae
Source: the annotation of a GenBank genome assembly